This is a messenger RNA of Anthonomus grandis grandis, 1445 nucleotides long. Its product is annotated as zinc finger protein OZF-like. The record is from RefSeq and is a predicted model, not a curated record. Gene Ontology annotation, molecular function: zinc ion binding. The transcript is spliced from 5 exons. The coding region runs from base 136 to 1410 and encodes 424 amino acids. Gene Ontology annotation, cellular component: nucleus. Lineage: Eukaryota; Metazoa; Arthropoda; Insecta; Coleoptera; Curculionidae.
UGUCAACAAGUUUGACACAUGUCAAUAACGUCAUGUCAUUUUUGACAUUUCAAUAGUAAACAAUAAACAUAACAAUUAUUUAUUUAAAACUGACGCUAUAGACGAAAAAUCAAUGAAAUCUUAUAAUUAUUGAGGAUGAACGAGACCGUUAAACCGGAAAAUUUCUCCCAAGUGUGUCGCACUUGCUUGGGGGUAGAGAGUCUGACCCCAAUAGCGGGCACUAGCAUCGGCAAUGGGGUUUCCCUGGUUGAUAUUUUGCACCAUUUUAUUCCCCAAGAGGACCCGGUCCUGGACGUUUUCCCCCAACAAAUCUGCCGAAAAUGCCUGGAUUUCCUCACCCUCUACCGCAACUUCAAGGCGACCUGCGACCAAACCGAACGCGUCCUCAAAACGUGCCUCGACAACGUAAAAAGUGACUGCGAGGAUUCGAACGCGGCAACAAUCGAACCCGUAGACGUCAAACGGGAAAACCAACCGCGAAAAUUGAGGUUCGGAAAAAUCGAACGGGAGUCGUACAGUUGCACGGAGUGCCGGAAAACGUUCCGGUACCGCUACAAGUUGAUGGUGCACCGGAAGGUGCACACGAAAGAGAGACCGUUCGGGUGCGACACGUGCCCUCUCACUUUCGCACUGAAAGGGAACCUGAGGAGGCAUCAGAUGUUGCAUAACGGCGAGAGGCCGCACGUCUGUAAGUUAUGCGGAACAGGGUUCAUCCAGUCCACGUCGCUUCGACGUCAUUUAAAGAACCACGAGCCCCGCCGACCCCCCGAAAAGAUCCCCUGCGAAAAGUGCAACAGGACGUUCGUGAAACGUGCCGCCUACGAGGCCCACUUGAUCAAACAGCACCCUUCGACCGCACCCCCUCUCACCCCCAAGCAAGAGCAAGGAGAAGGGUACCGGUGCACCGUUUGCAACCGAACCUUCGCCAAGUCGGUUUAUUUGCGCAGGCACCAGUCGAGGCACGGGGAAAAGAGGUUCCUGUGCACCGAAUGCGGGCGGGGGUUCGUCCGGAGGGCGGACCUCCAAUCUCACAUCAGGGUGCACACCGGGGAAAAACCGCACAAAUGCGAGGUGUGCGCGAAAUCGUUUGCGCACGCCGGUUCCUUGGCCACCCACGGUCUGGUGCACUCGGGAUUUAAGCCGUACGCGUGUCAGGCGUGCGGUAAACCGUUCUCCCAGCUGUCGCAUCUUAAGGUGCAUCAGCGCACGCAUAACGGAGAGAGGCCCCACUCGUGCCCCUACUGCGGCAAAACGUUCGCCUUGAAGUCGAACCUGACGGUGCACGUGAGGACCCACACGGGCGAGACGCCCUUCGAGUGUCCCGUCUGCGACCGGGGGUUCUACGAUUCGAGUAGUCUGAAGAAGCAUCGGGGCAGUCAUUUGUCGUUGUUGGGCGAGGAUUUGGGUUAAAGUUUUAUUUUGUAAAUAAAGGAUUCGAGCCUUAA